This is a messenger RNA of Mauremys mutica (yellowpond turtle), 1321 nucleotides long. RefSeq names its product mucin like 3 (gene MUCL3). The transcript is spliced from 2 exons. Lineage: Eukaryota; Metazoa; Chordata; Testudines; Geoemydidae. The record is from RefSeq and is a predicted model, not a curated record. Bases 35 to 1321 code for a protein of 428 amino acids.
CUCCGCCCCGAGCACAACCAACAACUCCACCCCAAUGGGUGCCACAACCCACAGCUCCACUCCCACCUCAACCCCCAGUUCCACCCCCACCAUGACCGACAAUUCCACUCCCACAUCAACGCCCAGCUCCACCCCAACCAGAACCAACAACUCCACCCCAACUGGUGCCACAACGACUAGCUCCACACCCACCACGACCCCCAACUCCGCUGCAAUCAUGAAUCCCAGCUCCACCCCCACCACAACCGACAACUCCACUCCCACCUCAACCCCCAGCUCCACUCCCACCACAACCGACAACUCCACUCCCACCUCAAUCACCAGCUCCACCCCCACCAUGUCCGACAAUUCCACUCCCACCUUAAAUACCAGCUCCACUCCCACAACCCCCAGCUCCACUCCCACCAUGACUGACAACUCCACUCCUACCUCCACCCCCACCACGACCGACAACUCCACUCCCACCCCAACCCCCAGCUCCACCCCCACCAUGAGCAACAAUUCUACUCCCACCUUAACACCCACCUCUACCCCAACCACUACUGACAACUCCACUCCCAACUCAACCCCCAGUUCCACUCCCACCACCACUGACAAUUCCACUCCCACCUCAAACCCCAGCUCCACUCCCACCAUGACCGACAACUCCACUCCCACCUCCACCCCCAGUUCAACUCCCACCACAAUCGUCAACUCCACUCCCACCUCAACCCCCAGCUCCACCCCCACCAUGACCGACAACUCCACUCCCACCUCAACUGCCACCUCCGACCCGACAAUGACUGACAACUCCACUCCCACCUCAACCCCCAACUCCACCCCCACCAUGACCAAGAACUCCACCCCCACCUCAACCCCCAGCUCCACUCCCACCACGACUGACAAAUCCACACCCACCUCAACCCCAAGUUCCACUCCCACCACGACCGACAAUUCCACUCCCACCUCAAACCCCAGCUCCACUCCCACCAUGACCAACAACUCCAUUCCCACCUCAACUCCCAGCUCCGCCCCGAGCACAACCAACAACUCCACCCCAAUGGGUGCCAUAACCCCCAGCUCCACUCCCACCUCAACCCCCAGUUCCACCCCCACCAUGACCGACAAUUCCACUCCCACAUCAACGCCCAGCUCCACCCCAACCACAACCAACAACUCCACCCCAACUGGUGCCGCAACCACUAGCUCCACACCCACCACGACCCCCAACACCGCUGCAUUCCACCCCCACCAUGACCGACAAUUCCACUCCCACAUCAACGCCCAGCUCCACCCCAACCAGAACCAACAACUCCACCCCAACUGGUGCCACAACGACUAG